Anneissia japonica is the source of this 2505-nucleotide messenger RNA. RefSeq lists its product as uncharacterized. The record is from RefSeq and is a predicted model, not a curated record. The transcript has 13 exons. The coding region runs from base 156 to 2264 and encodes 702 amino acids. Gene Ontology annotation, molecular function: netrin receptor activity. Gene Ontology annotation, cellular component: membrane. Gene Ontology annotation, biological process: netrin-activated signaling pathway. Lineage: Eukaryota; Metazoa; Echinodermata; Crinoidea; Comatulida; Comatulidae.
GUGAUGAUGUAUCUGCUGUUGAAAAAACAAAACGAAGGGAAACAGAUACCAGUACCAAUGAUGGAACAUCUAAAGAAACUGCAUCAGCAUCACCAGUGGAAGAUUCACAGUUGAAAAGGAUAGAUGCCAGUGUGUUAACAAAGAUUGUACAAGUAAUGAAAGGUGAAUCUAUAAUGGAUAAUUCAUUACGGAUAUGGGACUACGGAGGUCAACUAAUCUACCACAGUAUUCACAGGUUGUACAUAACACCUGAAAGUAUCUUUGUGAUUGUUUUUAACAUGGUUGAUAAUCUUGACGAAUACGCACAAGUUGUAGAUUCAUAUGGGAAAAAACGCACAUGCUACAUGACAAAUCUAGAGUAUUUGUUAUAUUUCAUCCGGUCAGCUUACACAUACACAAAGGACAAAGCCUGUGUUACUGAUCCAAAUAUAAAGUUCCCAGUAUUCAUCAUUGUUGGUACCCAUUGCAAAUCACUGACUGAAAUUGAAGUUAAAGAGAAGUUGGACAAAAUUCGCAGGGCAAUUGGAAACCAAGUGUACAAAACCCAUGUCUAUGAGAAAUAUUUUGCUGUCGAGAACAAACUCUCAGCUUCAGAUGAAAAUAUUGUUCAAAUCAAGAAAGUAAUUCUUGAAAUGAAGGAGAAGAUGAGGAGACCUAUCCCACUCAAGUGGCUAAAUUUGUUGAUUGCAAUACAGAAUUUAAGUGAAGUGACUCUCCCUUUGGAGCAGGUUAAAUCAAUGGCAAGGGAAUAUGGAAUUUCAGAUGAGCAUAUUGAUGUUGCAAUCACAUACUUAAGUGAUGUUGGUGAAAUCAUGUAUCACCCAAUGGAAGAAGCAUUAAAGAACUUAGUGGUGAUUCAACCGAUGGAGAUUGUUAAGUAUUUCAGGACUGUGUUCACCAUCCAAGAGGAACAACAAUGGAAACCAAAACUAAGCGAUCACUGGAAAAGGUUGAAAAAAGGUGUUCUGACGAAGCGCCUUCUUAAGCAUCUUUGGGAGGAGUUUCCAAUACUUAACGACGACACAAUGUUUAAUUUUUUUGUCAACUUGAUGAACAAAUUUGGCCUCAUAUGCCAAAAAAAGAAACAGAAUACUGAUUCAGAUGGUAUUGCUUACUAUGCUCUUUCACAUUUACAACCAAAGCAAUAUUCAGAUCCAAAAGAUGACCAAGAGGAUGACAAAGUAUCCAUCUUCCAUGAUUUCUGUGGUUUUCUUCCUGACCAUUUAUUCCAUUUGGCUGUCACUAAAUUCAUUGAAGAGUUUGAAGUGGAAAAUGAAAAUGACAGUGAACUGGCAUAUGAUCAUGCAGAGUUUAGUAUUGAUGAUCAUCAUUAUGUGAGGAUAGCAGUAGCAACUAUCAAUCACCGUAGGAUGUUUAAGACAACAGUUGUGAGGAGGCAAGAACUUGAAGCUUCUUGUGUUAUGGAACCAGAACCUGCAACAUGUAAAAAGGUAUUGUCAUUUCUUCAAAAUGUCCUUAAGAAUUUGUGCUUACCUGCAAGAGGGAUUCAUUGCAAUAUGUGUAUACGUUGUAGUUAUAGUGAAAAAUGUCAGGGCAUGCCCGAUGUUAAACAUUUCAACAAAGAUAUGGUGCGAUGUGGAAAGCAUAUGACGAACAUCAAACGCUACUGCAAAUUGUUUGGAGAUGUAACUGCAAAAGUUGUGGGCUCUUCUGGUGGAGAUCUUGAAUUUGAGGAGAUCAAAUUACACAUACCGACUGGUGCAAUUGCAGAGGGUGAACAUGUUGACAUAUUACUUGGACAGCUUAAUCCAACAGAUGAAUGUGAAGUGCCUUUUGCUAGUAACCUGGAGUCAAGAAUAUCGCCUAUAGUGUCAUGCGGACCAUCGGGCACCACCUUUAACAAACAUUGUAAACUUUCAUUUCCACAUAAUGCAAUCAACAAGGAGUCUUGGGAAUUCACUGUAUACGUAAAUGAAAACGUCUGUGACGAUUGGAAGAGAAUAGAAUGUGAUGACCAAAAUACCAAGGUUUCUAUACUAGAUGGACAAUGUUGUGUAGAAACAAACCAUUUUUCUAGGUUCUUUUUAACAGGAAAGAUUCAAAUAUUAUUUCACUGUAAAAAGGAAUUGCAAUUAGGACUGUAUGGAAGGAUGUUUAAUGACGGGUGCUACAUACUUAAACUGAGAGUCUGGAGUAAACAUGAUUAUAAGGUAAUGACAGUUGUUAAAUUAUUGUAUUCAACCAGAUUUAUUCAUACAAUAUGCAAGUAUCUACAAACUAUUGUGUAUCCAUUACUCAUGUAAACAUUGUUUGUGAGUAAAUGCCACUGUACACCUUGGGGCUGAAUGGGACCACAACAUUGGAUUAUGUACUUAGUACUUAGCUCAUUGCAUAUGGUGUGUACUAUUAUAUAAUUUAUUUGUUUGCAUAUUAUAAUGAUAUUUCAAACUACAUCACAUACUAAUAAUUUUUUAUCAAUAUCUUAGUCAGUAGAAGAUGAAGUAAAUACUAAUAAAGAAAACCUUCUAGAAAUGUUCCCACCAA